Molecule: messenger RNA, 2565 nt
Organism: Physella acuta
Lineage: Eukaryota; Metazoa; Mollusca; Gastropoda; Physidae
Product: mucin-2-like
Source: RefSeq, a predicted model, not a curated record
AUGACACUUGGCGCAGUUGAACUUGACGGGGAACCAGUUAACGUAACAAAGUGGGAGUAUGAAAGCGAUCGCCAAUUUCAAUCAUUAGAUGUCCCUUUGCCUGACCUGACCCGCCACACCAUACAGAACAACGGAUGCCUGUUUGGUGGUUUUGUCUCUGCUCAUGUGAUGAUUAAUAUUGGCAACGCUAUUCCUCUGGGAUUUGGCGAGUUGCAGGCUCGCCAAAACUCUGUAUCAAGCGUGACAAACAACGCCAUCUGCGAGAGUUCAGCUUCUGUGGCGUCUACAGACAACAAUGUCCCAUCCGAUACCUUGGAGGUCACGUCAACAUUAUCGGAGGAAUCUUCAGUGUAUGAAGUUUGGGAAAACUUAACAAAGAUAGUCUUAACUUUUACUGAAUUACCUUCAGAAUUUGAAGCUGGAUCAUUGUCUAUUGUGAAAACUUCAGAGUAUAAUGUUUGGCCAACAUCUUCUGAAUCACAGUCAGUAAUUCCAAUCGAGUCAACAUUACCUGAAUUGCCUACGGUAUCUUCAAUGUAUUACGUUUAUUCAAUAUCUUCUGCAUCUUUGGUGAAUGAAGCCGAGUCAACAUCAACUGCAACAUCUGUGUUGACUGAAGUAGGAUUAACAUCUACUACCUCUGUAGUGGAUAAAAUUGAAUCAACAUCAACAGCAACAUCUUUGGUGAAUGAAGUUGGGUCAACAUCAACAGCAACAUCAUUGGUGAAUGAAGUUGAGCCAACAUUAACUGCCUCUAUGGUAGAUGAAGUUGAAUCAAACUCAACAGCAACAUAUUUGGUGGAUGAAGUUGAGUCAAACUCAACAGCAACACAUUUGGUGGAUGAAGUUGAGUCAAACUCAACAGCAACAUAUUUGGUGGAUGCAGUUGAGUCAACAUCAACUGCCUCUGUGGUGGAUGAAGUUGAGUCAAACUCAACAGCAACAUAUUUGAUGGAUGAUGUUAAGUCAACAUCAACUGCCUCUGUGAUGGAUGAAGUUGGGUCAAACUCAACAGCAACAUAUUUGGUGGAUGAAGUUGAGUCGACAUCUACUGCCUCUGUGGUGGCUGAAGUUGAGUCAAACUCAACAGCAACAUAUUUGGUGAAUGAAGUUAAGUCAACAUUAACUGCCUCUGUGGUGGAUGAACUUGAUUCAAUAUCAACUGCCCCUGUGGUGGAUGAAGUUGAGUCAAACUCAAAAGCAACAUAUUUGGUGGAUGAAGUUGAGUCAACAUCAACAUCUCUGGUGAAUGAAGUUGAAUCAAUAUCAACUGCCUCUGUGGUGAAUGAAGAAAUGAAAACCGUUCCUGUGUAUAACAUUAAAUCAACGUUUACUGAAACGAAUUCGAUGGAUGAAAUUGGGUCAGACAUCACGAGUCAACCACCAUCAGAGCAUAACGCUUGGUCAACACACUAUGCUAGUUUGUCAAUGACCACGCCCAGUCAUGUCAGUAAUCUAUUGUCGAGUAGUACGACUUCACAUAUGAUCAAUGUGACUACUGUAACUACACCUGUAGCUAAGAGUAUCACCACGCCCACCACUGGCACCCAGUUAAUGAGCUCACAUAUCCUUUAUAGUCAGUUGAUAACUACGCCUCCACCUGUCAGUCAGCUGAUGACCACACCUACAUUUAUCAGCCAGUUGUUGACCACGCCUCCUCUUUACAGCCAGUUGAUAAGCAAGCCUUUUUCUGUAAGUCAACUGGUGACAACGUCUACUCCUGUCAGCAAGCUAACCACGCCUACUUAUGUCAGCCAGUUGAUGACCACGCCUACUACUGUCAGCAAGCUUAUAACCACGCCUACUUCUGUAAGUCAGCUGAUGACCACGUCUAUUCAUGUUAGCAAGCUAAUUACCACGCCUACUUCUGCCAGUCAGUUGAUGACCACGCCCCCUCUUGUAAGCCAGCCAAUUACCACGUCUACUCCAGUCAGCCAACUUAUGACUACGCCUACAACUGUCAGCUAUCUGAUCACUACAUCUACUCCUUUCAGCCAGCUGAUGACCACGCCUACACCUGUCGACCAGCCAAUAAUCACGCCUACUCCUGUCAGUCAUUUGAUGACCACGCCUACUCCUGUUAGCCAGCUGAUGACCACGCCUUCUAGUCAACUUGAAUCAACUAAAUUGACAACGCCAAAUGAUGCACGACAAACAACAACAACAACACAAACACCAUCUUCAGAAACUCAACUGCCCGCAGAAGACACCAACCUUUUUGCUGCCGUCAACUCAGAAAUAAAACAAUGUCGUUGUACAUGUGCAAAUAAACAGACAACGCCCAAUAUUACAUUGAAUGUACAAACUAAAGAAACCCUCACAGUACAAAUAAAAGAACGCCUCAACGUCCCAAAGACCAAUCUGACAGCGACUUUACAAAGAAAAAACUCCAUGGACAACACGAGCCCAAGUUCCCAAACUCUCGGCCAGGUCAUCUGUAUCUCGUGUCUGUGUCUGGUCUUUGGUGUUGUGGUGUUGGCUGAUGUUCUUCAAACUUUUCGAUUUAUGUAUUCUAUUUUACGCUCGUGGGCUCGACAUGUAUGUGAACGAAAUAGACGGGGCUAA